AUAUUGUGGAUUGUGGUGACUUCAAUUCCUCGUGGAUUUUUGGCGGUCGUAAGUUGUGUUGUGUGUAGACUGUGAGUACUAGAGUGUUGUAUAGUGUGUGCGGCGCGGUAGGUAUAGUACGGUGCAAGCUCUCAAUAUCAAAAGUGGAGUUUUGAGCUGAGCUAAUUUUUGGAAACAAAAAAUUCACAAGUGAUAAGAAAUUAACUCAAACAAAAUAUAUGUAAACAAAAAUAAAAGACAACGAAAAAAGGAGAAAAUAUAAAGCGAAUCGAAUUGAAAAACCUCAACAAAUUCUUUUUUUAUGAAUGAAUUGCGAUCAUCUCAUUGACUGGACAACAUUAUGAUGCUAUUAAUCAGAACUUUUCUGAUCAUUUUCGCAUUGCACACAUUGGCAACACAGGCUGAGCUGUCAACUAUCGAAAGAAUAAAGAAACACCAAGAAUGGUUACGACAGCGCGGUCUGCUUAAACCACAUAUUUCGAGAAAAACUUCGCCUACUGACGAUCGUUGGAAGAUCAAAGAACCAACGAAACCAUUAUGGCAGAAAGUAAACAAUAACAACAACAGCCAAAACAAAAUUGAUGAUCCACGAAAAAAUGAUGUCUAUCCGGAAAGUGAAACAACAACCAUUUCCGUCACCACAUUGAGUUCGAUUUCUAAUACAACAGAACUUCCGAUCAUUCCAAUACAAGAAACAACAAUUAAUUCAUUUCCGGUAACAACAACACUUAAAACAACAACAACAGAAGAACCAAAAACAACAAAAACUCCACUAAUUACAACGACGACAAUAGAAUCAACUACACCUAGCAGCACAACAAACAUUCCAUCAACAAUACCAACAACAACAACAACAACGAUAUCGGAAGAAGAAAUUCCAACGACAAUUACAGCCACGACAACAACCACCACAACCCUUAGACCAAAACCAAAACCAAAACCGAAACCAUAUCCUCGUUGGGGCACCUGGAGCCAAUGGAGUGCAUGCUCGCGUACUUGUGGCGGUGGCGUCAUGUCACAGCAGAGAAAGUGUAUUUCAAAGCGUCAGACUACAGGCAAACGGUACAUUAGCAACGACUGCAUUGGGGUAUAUCGGCGUUACCAUCUCUGCAAUGAGCAAGCCUGUCCUUCGACGAAUGAUGAUUUCCGUCAGGAACAAUGCUCUGCUUUCGACGAUGUUGACUUUCAGGGAAGAAAGUAUACGUGGGAGCCGUAUAUCAAAGAUGACGCUGAAUGUGAGUUAAACUGCAAGCCAAUGGGAAUGAAAUAUUUUGCCACACUAAAUAAUAGUGUCAUAGAUGGCACUGCGUGUUUCCGUCCAGCUGAGUACUAUCGCUCAAACUAUCGCGGACGUGCGAUAUGCGUUGGUGGGAUAUGUAAGGCAAUUCAAAGCAGUGGAGUUAUUACUGGACUAUCAGCUAACAGUGGCAGUGUAAGUUGUGGAGGUUUGAUUUGUCGAUCAAUAACCGGGAUAUUUACUCGAAAUCCCUUGCCAGAAGAUGCUUACGUUCAUGUUGCAACGAUACCAGCAGGAGCUUCAAAUAUUUCGAUUACCGAAUUGAAAAAUAGCAUAAAUCUAUUAGUGCUAAGAACUACGAGUACAGAUCAAAAGUAUCUCUUCAAUGGAGAUAAUACAGAAUCACCGAAUGGAGCUUAUGAUGCUGCUGGAGCCGUUUUUGACUAUCGAAGAAUCGACGGAUUGCAAGAUGGUGAAGGGGUCACUGAAUGGAUAACUUGUACAGGUCCCAUUCGGGAAAUGUUGGAACUUAUGGUCUACUCUCGAGAUGUAAAUCCUGGUGUCAAAUAUGAAUACCUUCUUCCCAUAAGCUCUGAUUCCGAAGAAAAUGAAGUUUCCGUUGAAAGCGAUAUGAAUCUUAAGUCCGGCAAUGAAGAAACAGUUCCCGGUCGUCCUAUCCGAAAACGAAAAUUCAAUUGGAAAGUUGUCGGUUUCAGUCCGUGCAGCAAAUCUUGCGGUGGUGGAACUCAAACACCAGUAAUUCGAUGCGUUCGUGAGAAUCCAACUCGAUAUUUCUCACAACGUCGUUGCAGUCAUUCCGAAAAGCCAGUUUUAAAUGAAAAUCUCUUGCGAUGUAACACUCAGCCAUGUCCGGCCUUCUGGAGACUCGAAGAAUGGGGUGAAUGCAAGUGUCAGCAGGGUGAAGGCAUACGAGAGCGUGAAAUCGGUUGUGUCCAAGAAUUGGCAAGUGGAAUUGUUAUCCAAGUGAAUAAUGUUGCUUGUCUAGAGGAAGAACCCCAGACUAAAAAACCCUGUGACUGUCCGAAAAUGGGUCGACGACGAAAUCACCAUCGACACCGAAUGUACAAUGGACGACUUCAAACUCCAGGAAAUAUGACAAUGCCAAAUAACCAAAGGGUAAUUAUUUCGGACAAAGACAAAGCUGGAGUAUGGUUGGUCUCGGAGUGGAAUAAUUAUUGUUCGGCAUCGUGUGGACCGGGUAUUGAAUAUCGUUCGAUUUAUUGUGAUCGUCCUAAAUCGAAUACAGAAAGAUGUGACUUUAGAUUUACACCCGAUACGACGCGGCCUUGUGAGAAUGAAAUCGAAUGUACAACGGGCGAUUGGUUUGCUGGACCUUGGUCGAAUUGCAGUGGAAGUUGUUUUAAUUUAACAAAAACCAGACAAGUGCUAUGUAUACAAAAUCAGUUGAUAGUGGAUAAUGAGGAUUGUAAGAUGGAAUUGAGACCUGAAUCAACACAGAAAUGCAGCCUUAGUGAUGUUGAGUAUUGUUCACCCAGAUGGCAUUAUUCAGCGUGGAGUGAGUGUACAAAAACAUGUGAUGGUGGAACUCAAAGACGACACGUAAAAUGUCUCGAAAUCAAUGUUACCGAAAAUACCCUAACGGAAUCUAUAAAAUGUCGUUACUCUAAAAGGGAACCAAUAUAUCGCAGUUGCAAUUCAUUUGCAUGCAGUGAACCCCGAGUGGAUCUCAUACAAAAUGACAUUGCUCCAACAUGUAUUGACGAAUUCAAUGACUGCCAUCUGGCGGUAAAAGCCAAACUAUGCAGUUAUGAAUAUUAUCAACAAAAUUGUUGUUAUUCAUGUGGAGCAGUUGUAGGAGCUUGAUUAUUUAAAAAUAAAAAUGAAAAAUAAUAAUAAUCGAUGGAAUAGGACUUUUUUUUAUAUAAUAUGUAGGUCUUUAUUUUUAAUUUAAUUUAAAUUUAAAAGUUAUCUUUUUUUUGUUAAUGUUUCUUAAUGAAUUAUGUGUUAAGCACUGAGAAAAAACAAA
Molecule: messenger RNA, 3245 nt
Organism: Episyrphus balteatus (marmalade hoverfly)
Lineage: Eukaryota; Metazoa; Arthropoda; Insecta; Diptera; Syrphidae
Gene: loh
Product: thrombospondin type-1 domain-containing protein 4
Exons: 12
Coding region: 341-3082 (913 amino acids)
Biological process (GO): extracellular matrix organization
Cellular component (GO): extracellular matrix
Molecular function (GO): metalloendopeptidase activity
Source: RefSeq, a predicted model, not a curated record